Molecule: messenger RNA, 729 nt
Organism: Ilyonectria robusta
Lineage: Eukaryota; Fungi; Ascomycota; Sordariomycetes; Hypocreales; Nectriaceae
Exons: 4
Coding region: 1-729 (242 amino acids)
Molecular function (GO): protein binding
Source: RefSeq, a predicted model, not a curated record
AUGAAGCUUGACACAGCCACCUCCAAGGCCCUCCAGGCUUCUCUCAUCGCGGCCGAGAGCGGCGUGUAUUCCGACCUCCUCAUCAAGUGCGGCACCGACGAGUACUAUGUUCACAAGAUCCUGCUCUGCACGCGGUCCCCAUUCUUCGCAAAGGCAUGCGAUGGGCCAUUCAAGGUCACACCCUUCUCACUUUCGCGGCCUGGUCAAAAUGGCGAGAUAGAUCUCCCAGAUGACGACCCCGAGGCCGUUUCCGCCAUGAUUUGCUAUCUGUACAGGGGAUGCUAUCCCCGGGUGGAAGCAGAUGCCGAACGACCACAGAUGAAGAGACUUGGAGAAGGAUGGAACAUCGAGACCUACGGUAGACAGCCCCGUAAUCCAAGUGAGGAGACAAUUGCCUUGCAAGACGAGUACCUCUGCCUCCACGCCAAGGUCUACGCCAUCGCCGAAAAGUACCAGAUCUCCGGACUCAAAGAGAUGGCACACCGCAGCUUCUCCUUUCUCGUGCCGCGCACCAUCUCACCACACAACUUCGCCGAGGCCAGCGAAAUCGCCUACACCAUGACGGUCGACUCAGACCGGGGGCUGAGGGACCUGGUGGUGGACGUGCUCUUCAGCAAGUCGCAAUUCCUAGAAGACGAAGCUCUCAAGAAGCUGCUCAAGCGGCUCCCCGACCUGACGUAUGACUACGUCAUGUACCAGCACCGCAAGAAGGAAGAGAAACCCGAGUAA